CACAAAGCUCUGGGACUGAUGAUCUGAUUCAUAUAUAUAUUAUAUAUAGACGCGCGCACACAAGAAAGCCGCGUCGGAGGACUAAAAACGCCAUUUAUUUACCAUUUUUUAGGAAUCUGGUUAUUAUUGCAUCUAUUGUUUAUUAUUGUGAAAAGAAGACAAACAGCAUCUAUAAUCAUUUUCGAAGGGAGUGUCUCGACAUGGACAGGAUUUUGAUGUUUGCGCAGGAGGAGCGCACGAGCCUCUGAUGCGCCGCCGUCAUUAGUUCAGUGUGUGUGUGUGUGUGUGUGUGUGUGUGUGUGAGAGAGAGAGCAUGGGUCCGAUGUCUCUGCUGGCUCGAAUCAUGCGCUAUCUCCGGCACCGGCCGGAGACCCUGCUGCUCUUCUGUCUCAGUCUGGCUCUCUGGAGUUUCCUCUUCCACACGGAUGAGGUGAAGACCAUCAUGCGCUCGAGCCGCGACGCGGUGAACAUGAUGAAGGGCAAGGUGGCGGAGAUGAUGCAGAACGAGCUGGACGAGGAGCUCUCCAGAAUCUGGCAGCACAGGAGCAAGAGUGCGGCGGUGUACUCGAUCCAGGGCAGGAGGGACCACAUGGAGGACAGGUUUGACAUUCUCACGGACACACUGAACAAGAGCCAUCCGACCAUCUUUGGCGUCUUCGAUGGGCAUGGUGGAGAGACGGCAGCAGAAUAUGCCAAGUCGCAUCUUCCCGUCAUGUUGCGGCAGCAGCUUCAGCGUUAUGAGAAGCAGAAGGAGAACAGCGCUGUGACCUGCCAGUCCAUCCUCAAACAGCAGAUACUCAACAUGGACAAAGAGAUCCUGGAGAAACUGUCGGCCUCCUAUGAUGAAGCAGGUACCACGUGUCUGGUGGCUCUGCUGUCUGAGAAGGAGCUGACUGUGGCGAAUGUUGGCGAUUCGAGGGCGGUUCUGUGUGAUAAAGACGGUAAUGCUGUCCCGCUGUCACAUGACCACAAACCCUACCAGCUCAAAGAGCGGAAGAGAAUCAAGAAAGCAGGUGGCUUCAUCAGUUUCAGCGGCUCAUGGCGUGUGCAGGGCGUUCUUACCAUGUCACGUUCACUCGGCGACUACCCGCUGAAGAAGCUGAACGUGCUGAUCCCUGACCCCGACGUGCUGACCUUUGACCUGGACAAACUACAGCCUCAGUUCAUGAUUCUAUUUCAUGACUGA
This is a messenger RNA of Sinocyclocheilus grahami, 1186 nucleotides long. RefSeq names its product protein phosphatase 1L-like. The coding region runs from base 314 to 1186 and encodes 290 amino acids. Gene Ontology annotation, biological process: protein dephosphorylation. The transcript is spliced from 6 exons. Gene Ontology annotation, molecular function: cation binding; protein serine/threonine phosphatase activity. Lineage: Eukaryota; Metazoa; Chordata; Actinopteri; Cypriniformes; Cyprinidae. The record is from RefSeq and is a predicted model, not a curated record.